GAGCACUUCUUCAAAUGUCCCGCGUGUGCCUUGCAUAAAGCACAAUUCGUGAUGGGAUGCUCAAAAAUUGUGGGGCGAUGUUUUCCUAUCUUUGUGAUUGCUAUAGUGUUUGAUGUUGUUGGGAUUGUUCUCCUUUUACUUGGGAUUUUUGCCCAUUUCACAUUUUGGGACUUUUUCAUUUAUACCGGAGCGAUCAUCAUAUCGCUGAGCCUCAUCUUUUGGAUAUGCUGGUAUAGUGUCAACCUUGAACCGUCUGAAGAGCUGCGCUUAGCUUGAAAUGUUCUCACUUAUCUUUAGAAUUGUUGAACUACAAGCAAUACUAGUGAAACCGUGAACAUUUCUAGAGUAAAGGAUUCCCUGGAAAUCCCCCUGCUGAACAGAAGCCACCCCGAGAGAUUUGAAUACUAAAAGGAACGAGUUUAACUCAAGAUUGAAAGGUCAUGCACUAUUGAAGGAACUGACUACAAAGAAUGAAGAUAUAUACCUUUGCACUUAAUUAACACUUUAUUGUUUGCAAUAUAGCCAAAGUAGACAUAAGGCUGCACAUUAAAAGAAACCAUUCAAGCUAUUUAUUUCACACAGAAAAUGAACAUUUAUGGACAAUUAUGGAUUUUCUGUUGGACUUUUGGGUAACAUUGAUUUACAGUGAAUGUCCUCCAAUGUUUUUAAAUUGAGACCUCAAGUCUAAACCAUGAGAUCAUAAUCGGUCUGUUUUGUCUGUGUGCCAUACUAUUUGUAAAUGCGAUGCCAUCGUCACAACCAAUGAGGAAUUUAAAUACCACUGAUACUGUUCACAAAUGUUUACUGUUGUUCAGUGUAAUCUGCGUUUGAGGUUAACUUUUUUUAGUUGUAAUGUAAUUUAAAUAUAACUAUCUUGAUCUUUUAAUAUAUGUGUGUACUGUAUGUACCCAUGUGUGUAUUCAUGUGUUUUUAUUGAUAUUGCUUGGAUGUAUAAUUGUUGUAUUGUUUCUUAUUGAGAAUUUAAAAAGGGAGCAACAGGACAGUUCCACGCCCUCUCUGUCUGGCUGUACCACUCAAUCAACGAAAUGUUAAUGACAGAAGAUAUUCAGAAACAUCACUUGAUUGUUAGUGCUCACAAUAAAGUGUUGUUUGUGAAUGUGGCCAAAA
Molecule: messenger RNA, 1128 nt
Organism: Acipenser ruthenus (sterlet)
Lineage: Eukaryota; Metazoa; Chordata; Actinopteri; Acipenseriformes; Acipenseridae
Product: transmembrane protein 238-like
Exons: 2
Coding region: 52-276 (74 amino acids)
Source: RefSeq, a predicted model, not a curated record